Messenger RNA from Colletotrichum gloeosporioides, 963 nucleotides. RefSeq lists its product as uncharacterized. The transcript is spliced from 2 exons. Bases 1 to 963 code for a protein of 320 amino acids. Lineage: Eukaryota; Fungi; Ascomycota; Sordariomycetes; Glomerellales; Glomerellaceae. The record is from RefSeq and is a predicted model, not a curated record.
AUGACUUUCGGGUUCACGCAGGUGGUGUCGCUCUGCUUCGCCUGCGUUCCAUUACGAGCCCUAUGGGACUUCUCAGUUCAGGGCAAAUGCUUCAAGUUGCUGGACUGGUGGUAUGCUGGAUCGGCGAUAAACUUGAUUACAGAUAUUAUCAUCUUCGUGAUGCCCGUUCCUCUCCUGAGGACGCUCGCCGUGCCAUUGAGACAAAAGAUUGUUCUCAUGGCGACGUUUGGUCUCGGCUUCUUCACGUGUGCGAUAUCUGUCAUACGACUUACAACGCUCAAACAAUCGGCGACAUCGACUGACCCAACGUACAAUACCGUCGUUGCCGGCAUAUGGUCGAUAACAGAACUGUGCUGUGCCAUCAUAUGCGUCUGCAUACCGACCCUGCGGCCGUUGCUGGGCACACAGAGCCUAAGCCCAGUGAUCAAACGGACUUACGUGCAGAGAAAUCUUGAAGACAGCGCAGACACGGAAUUGUAUACACAAUCUGAUGGCGCCACCACAUCACAGAAAAGGCGAUCCCGACCUGUUUCUCACGCGUCGCAGCACGCGAUCGAGGAUGUGGAGAGUCCUGGGGUCGUGGACGAGUACGCUAGGAGCUUGUCUGGGGUAACGAUACCGCCCGCGAUACACAUCGACGAGGCCCACGAAGCGCGGACGGAGCUUAGGACCCGGGAUACGUUCAAGACGCGAGAGGAGUUGAAGGCAGCCAUGACGAUGACCUUGCCAUUGACGAGGGUUGAUACCGAUGACGGCGUCGAGUUUCUCAUGCUCGAGGCGCCGGGGCACGAACCAGAGCUGCCUACGCCACUGAAGCCGCCACCGAGGCGGCAUACCGACAGGAGCAAUCGGCAGAGCCAGGGUGAUUAUUUUGGAGCUAUCGUGUGGGAGUCGUCGGGUGAACCGAAAGCCGAUGAUUCGACGGACCUGAGUCCCAAGGACAAGAAGGAUGGUCCGUCAUGA